Molecule: messenger RNA, 3024 nt
Organism: Xiphophorus couchianus (Monterrey platyfish)
Lineage: Eukaryota; Metazoa; Chordata; Actinopteri; Cyprinodontiformes; Poeciliidae
Gene: slc17a5
Product: solute carrier family 17 member 5
Exons: 11
Coding region: 98-1579 (493 amino acids)
Biological process (GO): transmembrane transport; monoatomic anion transport
Cellular component (GO): apical plasma membrane
Molecular function (GO): transmembrane transporter activity
Source: RefSeq, a predicted model, not a curated record
GUUUGUGUCUGCAGGAAGGCUUUCGUUCCUCUCAUCGCUGGUUACAGCGAUGACUCUCGUUUAGCUGCUGGUCUUCUGGCCACUUCCUGCUGAAAACAUGGAGCGGUACGACUCUGACACGGAGAAGGACGAACAGCAAAGGCCGCUCCUUCACCGAAGACAAGACGACAAAGUCCACAGAGCGCCAGCAUGUUGUUCUUCCCGCUACGGCUUGGCGCUGCUCUCCAGCUACGGGUUCUUCGUGGUCUACUCUCUGAGGGUGAACCUCAGCGUGGCGAUGGUGGACAUGCUCAACAACACCCACCAGUCCAGCAGCAACCACAGUGGCUCAGUGUGCACCCCCGACGACAACCCCGUACCACCCAAACACAACCAGUCAGCCGGUGUGUACAACUGGGACUCUGCGACUCAGGGAUGGAUCUUGGGCUCCUUUUUCUACGGCUACAUCCUGACGCAGAUCCCCGGCGGCUACUUGGCUGGCCGCUGCGGAGCCAAGUGGCUGAUGGGAUUCGGCGUUCUGGGAACCGCCCUCUUCACGCUGCUCACGCCCCUGGCCGCCGACCUGGGCGCGAGCUACCUCAUUGCAGUGAGAGUGCUGGAGGGGGUCGGAGAGGGUGUCACGUUCCCUGCAAUGUACACCAUGUGGGCAUCAUGGGCCCCCCCGCUGGAGAGAAGCAGACUGCUCACCAUUUCAUACAUUGGGGCCCAGCUGGGGACCGUCGUGGCUCUGCCUCUGUCUGGUGAAAUUUGCUUCUACAUGGGCUGGCCCUACGUCUUCUACCUCUUUGGUGCUGUUGGCUUGGUGUGGUUCGUCCUGUGGGCUUUCCUCGUCUUUGACAGUCCAAACAGUCACCCCCGGAUAUCAGAGCAGGAGAGGCUUUACAUCACCAACUCUCUGAAAAAUGAGCUGUCUACCUCUUCAGGCCACAUCCCCUGGCGAGCCAUCGUAACCUCUAUGCCGCUGAUGGCCAUCGUCGUAGCUCACUUCUCCUACAACUGGACCUUCUACACGCUCCUCACUCUCCUGCCGACUUACAUGAACGACAUCCUGGGAUUCAGCAUACAGCAGAACGGGUUUCUCUCUGCUCUGCCGUACCUGGGCUGUGCUCUGAUGGCCGUGCUGAGCGGCCAAGUCGCCGAUUACCUGCGAGAGACUUGCCUUUACCCUACAGUCAUCGUCAGGAAGUCCUUCUCUCUCAUUGGUAUGAUUGGGCCCGCCGUGUUCCUGGUGGCAGCAGGUUACACAGGCUGUAACUACACCUUGGCCGUGACCUUCCUCACCAUCUCCUCUGCUCUGGGCGGAGUGUCGGCCUCUGGCUUUAACAUCAAUCACCUGGACAUCGCUCCUUCGUAUGCUGGUAUCCUGCUGGGAAUCACCAACACUUUUGCCACCAUCCCUGGCAUGGUGGGACCAGUCAUAGCAAGAGCUCUUACACACAGUAACACUAUAGAGGAAUGGCAGACUGUGUUUUACAUCGCCGCUGCCAUCAACGUGUUUGGCGCUCUGUUCUACACCGUGUUUGGACGAGGGACGGUUCAGCCCUGGGCGAUCCACACAACCUACUCCCACGGAGACUGAUUCAUCCUCGCGUCCAUUCAGAGAGAAAACUCUGUAAGAAGUUUGUGCUGAUGUUGAGCAGCAGAGUUUAUAUUUUCUGACGUAGCCAUAGUUAUGAAGACCCAUAUUGUAAUGAUGUUAAAACCUGACUUAAAAAAUUCUACCUUAUGAUCUUAAGAAGAAAAGAGCUAAAAACAGUGUAUUUUUUGCUCCGUAGAGGACAGUAGAAAGGGAAGCUGGUUUUAGUUAAAAGGUUGACAGUUUCACAGCCACAGACUAAAUGUUAGAGUAAAAAAUGCCAAUGAAUUAGUCUGCAUUGUAACCAGUUAUCUAAGCUUCAUUAGCACAGUGUCCUCCAAGGCAAUGAAGCUGCACAAUCAAUAAUGUUAUCAUUGCUUUAAUUGUGUUAUUACUCAAAAAUCCGUUUCUUGGUUUUUUGGAGGUUUUUUUUAAACCAACAAAGAUCUACACUAACAAGAGGGAGUUUUUUUCCCCACUGUUUUGUGUAAAGUUUAGUAAAACAUUUGUACCUUGCUACAACAACCCAGAUGACCAAAUCUGUAAUUUGUCACAUUUUUAUCUACAUUUUAACUCUGUACCUGCCUCCUUUUGCAUAUUUGAGGUGGUUUGUUUUAGGACUGGGACUAAAGAGCCGGGGUGUGUUUGUUUUACAGGUUUUCCUUUAGAAAGAAAAAAUAUCUUAGAAAAAAAUACCUUAGAGCUCAUCUAAGGAGAGGAAAGAAACUAGCCUUAUAUCAAGGUCGCCUUAAAAAGACUUUAUAUUUCUGUUUGUUGUGGUUGCCUUUUUUUGUGAUGUUAAUUUGUUUCGGAAAUUAUGUCUUAAUGUUUACUUUUUUUUUUUUGUUUCGUUUAAUUGAGGGAUCACCGGGGCCCUCCUUGUAGUUGAUAAUGCUCAUCACAUGAGAAAAACGGGUUACAGUGUUUCUUGAAAAUAAGCUUUUUGUUUCUAAAUAAGGGAAUUGCAGCUAAACUCUAAAUCAGUGAUUCAAAGGAAGGGCACUUUUUUCUCAGGUGUUUUAUGCCAUAUAUGGAUUGAAAAGUCAAAUAGUUUGUCAAUUGAAUUAGAUCUAAUUUCUUAAAAUUAAGUUUACUUUAGUUUGUUUCUUUUUCAAUUGACAUGACUAAUUUAAACAUGCGAUAUUGAUAUUGCUUUUCACAAGUAGCACCACAAUGGGAGUAGAAAUAAUGCACUUAUGCCUUAAUUAAGACACUUAUGCCUUAAUUAAGACACUUAUAUUCCAGCUCUUUAGACAUAUUCUGAUUAUAUAUAUUUUUAAUCUUUGUUUCUGUGUUGAUAUACAAGGAAGCAAAGGGACUUUGUGUAUUGUGUUGUACUGUAAACAGAUAUGAUGGUAAAUAAUUGUAAUGGAAACAUUCCAGAAAAAAUGUCUUUAUUCACCGUCAUGUAAUAGAAAUGUAUCAAAUACAGCCAGUGACAAAUCUGA